Molecule: messenger RNA, 699 nt
Organism: Trichoplax adhaerens
Lineage: Eukaryota; Metazoa; Placozoa; Uniplacotomia; Trichoplacea; Trichoplacidae
Exons: 8
Coding region: 1-699 (232 amino acids)
Source: RefSeq, a predicted model, not a curated record
AUGAGUAAUAAUCCUCGAAGAGUAGCUGUGGUACUUUGUGGAUGUGGCCGUGGUGAUGGAAGCGAAAUCCAUGAAUCGUCCGCGGUAAUAAUCAACCUAAGCCGUGCUGGUGCUGAAAUUUCCAUGUUUGCACCUAACAUGGAACAGUAUCAUGUCAUUGAUCAUCACGCCGGAACAGUCGACGAAGGCAAGGCGAGAAAUAUGAUGAUAGAAGCUGCACGCAUUGCACGCGGCGAAAUAUUUCCUCUCAAUGACUUGGAACCAGAAAAUUUUGAUGCUAUUAUCUUUCCUGGUGGUGCUGGUGUCGGCAAAAAUUUGUGCAAUUUUGCUACUAACAAGGAAGAUUUUAUGGUUCUUCCAGAAGUAGAAAAAAUUAUCAGAGCAUUUCAUAGGGCCAAAAAACCGUUAGGGUUUGUUUGCAUUACCACUGUAAUCGCCGCUAAGAUUUUCGGUGAAUUGGGAUGUGAACUGACCAUUGGCAACGAUACACCGCAAAGUGGACGAUGGCCACUUGCCUCUACUACGAAAAUCCUCGAAAAUUUGGGAGUAGUUCAUGUUAAUAAAGAUGUUACGGAAGCUCAUGUUGACCAAAACAAUAAGAUCGUUACAACUCCUGCUUUCAUGUGUGGCACAGCAAAAUACCAUGAAGUCUUUGAUGGAAUCUCAGAAUUAGUGAAGAAUGUCAUGGAACUAGCUUGA